UUUAGUUGAGGGACUUGGAAGCUUCAUGAACGUGUUGCGCGUUUAUCCUCUUUGUUCCUUUCUUCGAUUCUCUGGCCCUGUCUGCGAGGUUUUGUGGGGAUUGAGUUGAUACUACGUCUGUGUCUGUUUAUUCUAUUUGUUUGGGUUGCAAGCUUGUAAGAGCUGUAUGCUCUCAUCCCUUUUCUUUCGUCGCAAGGCUUCAGUGGAUGCCGCGUCCAUCUAAGUCCACUCAUUGCUGUUGUCUUACAUUGAUUGCCAGACCAUGUUGCGAUAAUGUCACAGCGCCCUGCCAAGACAAUCUUGGAGGCCUGUUGUAACAAAAUUCUGAUAUAAUAUCGAGGUAAUCCGUGCAGUCAUCAUUACCAUGGAAGGCAUUCGCCGGAUUACGCUCGUCGACCAUACCGACCCCUCACGCCGCUCCGACAAUGAAGAGGCGCUGUCUCAAACCCCCUCGGCUACAGGGUCACGAACCGGCUCCAGGCGAUUGAGCAGAGUGUCCAUCCGUGGUGAACUCAAGCGACGAAAGUAUGCCAAAUGGCAGCCGGACCGAUUGAAGCUCUCGGACGACAGUAGUUUGAGCAGAAUGCCGUCUCCGUCGGUGAAUCCAUUGACUCACAUGAAUACGAAUGCAAAUACCAUAUCUGGGGAGAGCGCUCUAGCUGGCCCUUCUCAAGCCGCGAUCGAGCAGCACGACAUCGAUGCGACAGAUUUUGCGUCCUCAACGAAUGGCGAGCGCGAUUCCGCAGUGCCUCAGCAACAAGAGGGCUACGACCCAAAGAACAACACCAAAGGUGCUCGUUCCGUCAGCGAAUUGGACAUCCUCUACGAGAAUCAGCGCGGCUGGUUCUUUUUCGGCAUUCCGUUGUACUCGCACAGCUCGCUACUCAAUUUUGAUCCCGGCCCUUGGGUCACGCAUGACUUCCGCGAGAGCCCUGUCAACAUCACCAAUGCCCAAGUGCCAGACCCAAGCUGGGAAUGGGCUUGGCCGUCAUGGUACGUCGAUAUGUCCGGCGACGUCGACGACCAGGGCUGGCAGUAUUCGUUCUCGUUUAGCUCAACAGCCUGGCAUGGGACUCAUCCCUGGUUCCAUUCGUUCGUUCGAAGACGACGAUGGGUUAGACUGCGCGUAAAGCGCGCUGUGGACAAAACACAUCGUGGACGAUCGGGAUUCGAGGUGGCUCACAUGUUGAACGAGGAUUAUUUUACAAUUCACUCUCCGCGAAAGCGAAGCAAAGCCACCAGUUCGAUAGCGGCGUCGGGGAAUCUGAGUCGCACAACCACUGGAGUGGAAGAGGAGACUCCGUUGGAAGAAAUAGGAAACAUUCCUACACUAAUGUAUGCCCUGAAGGCUGCCAUUGUUGAUCGUGAGAAGAUAGACGCUCUGAAGCGUUUCAUCGAGGAUGGGGGCGAAGAGCUUCACUACCUGGAUGACAAGAUCCCUGAAAUCAUGUCGAUGUUUGUCUUCCAAAACUCGAGAUGGCAGUUCCUCACCCACUUGGAGAAUGUCACCAACGACCUCUUGCGGGAAGCCGCCGAAAAAGACAAUGCAGACGCCGAAGAGAUGCGGCGCAAACAACAGAACCUCACGAAAGCUGCGGAGACAGCGAGACGGCAUAUCACGGGGCCCGAGUUACUAGGUUUCGAACACCACGAGUCGAUGAACUUGACUCCUGCCUCAAAGCAUGAUCUGUUAGAGACCUGCUCCAAAAGGUCCUCGUUCAAACCGAUCGACAAUGGCGGACAGAUCAAGGGUAUCCCUGAGGCGGCGGAAAUUGGCCUUGAAGGUCAUAUACGCCGUCCUUCCUGAUCCCUGGAAGUAAGUCCGAUGGAGAGGUAGCUAGCUUUCUGCAACUGAUGCAUGUCGAGCGAGGGUUGUGUUGAGCUUGUUGAGCGUUGGAUACUUUUUUUUCCUUCUUUUGCUUUUAGCGUCUAGUACCCCCAGUUCAAGCGCCACGUAAUAACAUGCUAUGCACAAAAUUGUUGCCCAGACACCUUUCU
This is a messenger RNA of Aspergillus novofumigatus IBT 16806, 1998 nucleotides long. RefSeq lists its product as uncharacterized. Bases 365 to 1807 code for a protein of 480 amino acids. NCBI's taxonomy places the organism in Eukaryota, Fungi, Ascomycota, Eurotiomycetes, Eurotiales, Aspergillaceae. Gene Ontology annotation, cellular component: membrane. The transcript is spliced from 2 exons. The record is from RefSeq and is a predicted model, not a curated record.